Messenger RNA from Chrysoperla carnea, 2651 nucleotides. RefSeq names its product phosphoglucomutase-2 (gene Pgm2a). Gene Ontology annotation, biological process: carbohydrate metabolic process; purine ribonucleoside salvage. The record is from RefSeq and is a predicted model, not a curated record. Gene Ontology annotation, molecular function: magnesium ion binding; phosphopentomutase activity. The transcript is spliced from 8 exons. NCBI's taxonomy places the organism in Eukaryota, Metazoa, Arthropoda, Insecta, Neuroptera, Chrysopidae. Bases 5 to 1828 code for a protein of 607 amino acids.
AACCAUGAGUAAUAUAGAAAUUAAUUCAAGCAAUCCAUUGUUAGAUGAAAAGAUAUCUGAAUGGUUAAAAUGGGAUCGAAAUAUAAUAACGAAACUCGAGAUAGAGAAACUUGUAAACGAAAAAAAUUUCAAUGAAUUAUCAAAAAUUUUAUUGAAUCGUAUAUCGUUCGGUACAGCUGGUUUGCGUGGAAAAAUGGCUGCAGGAUAUGCUAAUAUGAAUGAUUUAGUUAUUAUACAAACUGGACAAGGUUUAUUAAAAUAUUUACAAAAUAAACAUAAUCAAUUGUUGACUGAUAAUGGAAUUGUCAUUGGAUAUGAUGGGAGACAUAAUAGCAAACGGUUUGCCGAAUUAACAGCUGCUAUAUUUUUAAAUGAAGGCGUUACUGUACAUUUGUUUUCUACUGUUGUUCCUACACCAUUUGUACCAUUUGCGACAACCAAAUGGAAAUGUGCUGCUGGUAUAAUGGUGACUGCAUCCCAUAAUCCUAAAGAGGAUAAUGGGUAUAAACUUUAUGGUUGGAAUGGUAGUCAAAUUAUAUCACCGGCUGAUAAAGAAGUCACAAAAUGUAUUUUAAAAAAUUUAACACCACUUGAAACGUCUUGGGAUAUUGCAAUUGUACAUCGUUGUGAUUUUUUGCGGGAUCCAUUACCACAAACUUUAGUAAAUUAUUACCUAAAACUUGGUAAAGAUUUAUUAAAUGAACAUAAAGCAAUUAAUGGUGUAUCGGAUCUAAAAUUUACAUAUACUGCAAUGCAUGGAGUUGGUUAUAAUUAUGUGGUACGAGGUUUUAAAUUAGCUGGUCUACAAUUAAUUCCAGUUAUUGAACAACAAGAUCCAGAUCCAGAAUUUCCAACUGUUAAAUUUCCAAAUCCUGAGGAGGGCCAAAGUGCUUUAGAUUUAUCGUUCAAAACUGCCGAUGCCAAUGACAGUACAAUAAUUUUGGCUAAUGAUCCUGACGCUGAUCGCUUAGCUUGUGCUGAAAAACUUUCUAAUGGACAAUGGCGUGUUUUUAAUGGUAACGAAAUAGGUGCCCUUCUUGGCUGGUGGGCGUUACAUUGUUUUCAGAUGAAAAAUCCUUCAUCAAAUUUAAGUGAUGUAUAUGUUUUAUCAAGCACUGUCAGUUCAAAAAUUCUACGAUCAAUUGCAGUAGCUGAAGGUCUAAAUUUCGUGGAAACUCUAACGGGAUUUAAAUGGAUGGGUAAUAAAACUCAUGAAUUGGAAAAUAAUGGAAAGCAAGUGAUUUUUGCAUUUGAAGAAGCAAUAGGUUUCAUGUUUGGUACAGCAGUCAAAGAUAAGGAUGGUGUUAGUGCAGCUGUACAUUUAGCAACAUUGGCAGCCUUUUUACAUAAACAUGGUUUAACUCUGGUACAACAGCUGGAUGAAAUUUAUAAAGAAUAUGGUUAUCAUAUAUCAGAAAAUUCAUAUUUUAUUUGUCACGAUGGAGCAGUUAUUGAAAAAAUAUUCAAUAGAUUACGGAAUUUUAAUGGAGACGGAAGUUAUCCAGAAUCUAUUAAAAAUGGAAAAUACAAAAUCAAAAAUGUACGUGAUCUAACUACCGGCUAUGACAAUUCCCAGAAUGAUUUUAAAGCAAUUUUACCAGUUUCGAAAAGUUCACAGAUGAUAACAUUUACGUUUUCAAAUGGUUUGGUUGCAACAUUACGAACAAGUGGUACAGAACCAAAAGUUAAAUAUUAUACAGAACUUUGUACUGGACCAACACAAGUGGAUCGAAAAGAACUCGAAGAAACAUUACGUGAUAUGGUUUCAGCUAUUGUUGAUGAAUUCUUAGAGCCUACUAAAAACGGACUAGAGCCUCGAUCAGAUUAAAAUUACUAACCUAAAAAACUAUAACUGAACAAGUAAUUUGUAAAUGAUGAAAUAUUGAAGAACAUUGUUAAUUUUAAAAAAGUAUCCAAAGCUUUAAAAAUGAUUUUUAUUUUAAUUUUAUACUGUGUAGUUUAUCUAUCGGACCAAUUUUAAUAUAGUAGUUUUAAAAACAUUUCUUUUUUAGCAAUUAAAAAUAAUUUGCUUGAGUUACAUUAAGUAAUAAAGUGACUCGCUGCUGUACUUUUUGAGGAUGAGACAUCUUUCUUUCUCCUUACCACUGUGACAGCUCCUGUAAUAAUCGUGCCCAGUCGUUCAGCGUGCCUGCCACCUAGCCAGUGUCUUAUAAUAGCCGCAACGAUUUUGCUUAUAGAGGCGCUUUGAAGCGAUAUAAGAUCUGCGGAACGUCUACGAUUAUAAUUAGACCAUAUUUGUCUUGUAGUACCACAAGUCCGUUCCUUCAUCUAAGAUUGGGCUUUUUUAAGAUAUCUUCGUUCAAGUUACAGUUCACAAGUGGAACUCCAGGAUGCCUGUUGAAACUUGUGUUCGACAGCUUUAUGCCAUUUCCAGCAAGCUCGCUGAGUUCAAUGCUAUCUUUGAGGUUAGAUAGAUUGAGUUGAAGGAUUUUAGCGCUGCUUGGCUCUCGGUGAGGUUUUAAUGUCUCUGCUCAUGAGAGUGUUCAGUCUUACAUUUGCAUACCUCGUAAAUAGCCAUCACUUCCGCUUGAUACACGCUAAAGUGAUCCCCAUUUGGUUUAAUCAAAUUCUCAUCCCAUUCGUCUAAGCUUAAAUUACUUGGGAAAGCAACAUCAAUUAAUUUUUAAUGC